Molecule: messenger RNA, 1272 nt
Organism: Closterium sp. NIES-65
Lineage: Eukaryota; Viridiplantae; Streptophyta; Zygnematophyceae; Desmidiales; Closteriaceae
Source: the annotation of a GenBank genome assembly
AUGGGAGAAGGGGAUGGAAUCAGGGAGAAGGGGAUGGAAUCUGGGAGAAGGGGAUGGAAUCUGGGAGAAGGGGAUGGAAUCUGGGAGAAGGGGAUGGAAUCUGGGAGAAGGGGAUGGAAUCUGGGAGAAGGGGAUGGAAUCUGGGAGAAGGGGGUGGAAUCUGGGAGAAGGGGAUGGAAUCUAGGAGAAGGGGAUGGAAUAUGGGAGAAGGGAAUGGAAUCUGGGAGAAGGGGAUGGAAUCUGCGAGAAGGGGAUGGAAUCUGGGAGAAGGGGAUGGAAUCUGGGAGAAGGGGAUGGAAUCUAGGAGAAGGGGAUGGAAUCAGGGAGAAGGGGAUGGAAUCUAGGAGAAGGGGGUGGAAUCUGGGAGAAGGGGGUGGAAUCUGGGAGAAGGGGAUGGAAUCUGGAAGAAGGGGAUGGAAUCUGGGAGAAGGGGAUGGAAUAUGGGAGAAGGGGAUGGUAUCUGGGAGAAGGGGAUGGAAUCGCGGAGAAGGGGAUCGAAUGAGGGAGAAGGGGAUGGAAUGUGGGAGAAGGGGAUGGAAUCUGGGAGAAGGGGAUGGAAUCCGGGAGAAGGGGAUGAAAUCUGGGAGAAGGGGGUGGAUUCUGGGAGAAGGAGAAGGGGAUGGAAUCUGGAAGAAGGGGAUGGAAUCUGGGAGAAGGGGGUGGAAUCUUGGAGAAGGGGAUGGAAUAUGGGAGAAGGGGAUAGAAUCUGGGAGAAGGGGAUGGAAUCUGGGAGAAGAAAGAUGGAACCUGGGAGAAGGGGAUGGAAUCUGGGAGAAAGGGAUGGAAUAUGGGAGAAGGGGAUGGAAUAUGGGAGAAGGGGAUGGAAUCUGGGAGAAGGGGAUGGAAUCUGGGAGAAGGGGGUGGAAUCAGGGAGAAGGGGAUGAAAUCUGGGAGAAGGGGAUGGAAUCUGGGAGAAGGGGAUGGAAUAUGGGAGAAGGGGAUGGAAUCUGGGAGAAGGGGAUGGAAUCUGGGAGAAGGGGAUGGAAUCAGGGAGAAGAGGAUGGAAUAUGGGAGAAGGGGGUGGAAUCUGGGAGAAGGGGGUGGAAUCUGGGAGAAGGGGAUGGAAUCUGGGAGAAUGGGGAUGGAAUCUGGGAGAAGGGGAUGGAAUCUGGGAGUAGGGGAUGGAAUCUGGGAGAAGGGGAUGGAAUCUGGGAGAAGGGGAUAGAAUAUGGGAGAAGGGGAUGGAAUCGGGGAGAAGGGGAUGGAAUCUGGGAGAAUGGGAUGGAAUCUCGGAGAAGGGGAUGGAAUCUGGGAGAAGGGGAUGGAUUCUAG